This is a messenger RNA of Marmota monax (woodchuck), 2909 nucleotides long. RefSeq names its product UDP-glucose pyrophosphorylase 2 (gene Ugp2). The record is from RefSeq and is a predicted model, not a curated record. Bases 1081 to 2574 code for a protein of 497 amino acids. Gene Ontology annotation, cellular component: cytoplasm. The transcript is spliced from 14 exons. Gene Ontology annotation, molecular function: UTP:glucose-1-phosphate uridylyltransferase activity. Gene Ontology annotation, biological process: UDP-alpha-D-glucose metabolic process; glycogen metabolic process. Lineage: Eukaryota; Metazoa; Chordata; Mammalia; Rodentia; Sciuridae.
CAAUCAGUGCUAGUGCUGAACUGUCCCCAGGGCAGCAGCAACACUGAGCUUCUGUUUUCCUCAGGAACCGCAGCAGGAACAACAGCAGUUCAGAGGAAACCAACAGCAUAUUCUGUGAGAGACUUCAGAUACUUUCCUGGAGAAACACAGGCGCGCACCAGGCUCGCCCAAUCAGAUGGAGUCAUACAAAAGCGAGAAAGGCCCUCCACCUGGAGGAGCGACCCGCUAAUUUUUCUGCGGAUUCCCACUUACCUGGGAACUUACCGGUGCACCACCCUGACCGCUAAAAGUUCUGGAUCCUGGGAUUGAGAGGUGUUCGGUUCCCCGUACGGGUCACCAAUUGUCGCGACCCCCUCGCCAGCAAGGAAGACACGACACAGGAUUCUUCUUUCAGUGGUUUAUUCAGGCCUUAACUCUAGUUUUCUCUCAAGCGCUCUUCCCCCCACGCACCCACACACAGCCUAAUAAAGCUUACUCAAGUCCAAUCCAAAGCUGCCACGCGGGGUUUUCUCAUAGGGUACUGAGGGACAGCGCGCCAACUCUCCCUAAUAAGGAGUUGUUUACCAAGAUCCGCAACGGAAACCGGCGCCAUCUUCUAAUGGCAGCAACGGAGACCGGCGCCAUCUUCUAAUGGCGGCAACGGUCUACAAACACGGCUCACCACACCCUACCUCCAAAACCAGGUUAACAUUGGCUCCUUCAUGCAGCAGUCUCAGAGCAGUAUUCCAAGGGAGGAGACUGAAAGCUGAAAAGCUUGAGGCCAAGGUUUGCAAGUCAUUCAACAUCACUUUUGCAUGAUACUGCUGAAUAAAGAAAUCCAUCCAGCCAGCCCAGACUCCACUUCUUAAUGGGAGGAGUGACAAAGUCGCACUGCAGAAGAGCUGUGAAGACUGAUUAAUCCUUUCAGGCCUUGGGGCAGACAAUUUGGGAGCACCUGGCCUGGAUUACUUUAGCUGCUAGCAGCCGUUACUAGAGCAUCUUGGAGGGUGACCAAAGAAGAGCAAAAUCUCCAGAGUGUCAUAGACAGUGAAAAACGUCCAAAAGUUCCACAGGCGUCUUAUCCAAGAUCUUAGCAAAGCAAUGUCUCAAGAUGGUGCCUCUCAGUUCCAAGAAGUCAUUCGACAAGAGCUAGAAUUAUCUGUGAAAAAGGAAUUAGAAAAAAUACUUACCACAGCACCCUCACAUGAAUUUGAGCACACUAAAAAAGAUCUUGAUGGAUUUCGGAAGCUAUUUCACAGAUUUUUACAAGAAAAGGGACCUUCUGUGGAUUGGGGGAAAAUUCAAAGACCUCCAGAAGACUCGAUUCAACCUUAUGAAAAGAUAAAGGCCAGGGGCUUGCCUGAUAAUGUAUCUUCUGUGUUGAACAAGCUGGUGGUGGUGAAACUCAAUGGUGGUUUGGGAACCAGCAUGGGUUGCAAAGGCCCUAAAAGUCUGAUUGGUGUGAGGAAUGAGAAUACCUUUUUGGAUCUGACUGUUCAGCAAAUUGAACAUUUGAACAAAACCUACAACACUGAUGUUCCUCUUGUUUUAAUGAACUCUUUUAACACGGAUGAAGAUACAAAAAAAAUACUACAAAAGUACAAUCAUUGUCGUGUGAAAAUCUACACUUUCAAUCAAAGCAGGUACCCGAGGAUUAAUAAAGAAUCUUUACUUCCUGUAGCAAAGGAUGUCUCUUACUCAGGGGAAAAUACAGAAGCUUGGUACCCUCCAGGUCAUGGUGAUAUCUACGCCAGUUUCUACAACUCUGGUUUGCUCGAUACCUUUAUAGGAGAAGGCAAAGAGUAUAUUUUUGUGUCUAACAUAGAUAAUCUGGGUGCCACAGUGGAUCUUUAUAUUCUUAAUCAUCUAAUGAAUCCACCCAAUGGAAAACGCUGUGAAUUUGUCAUGGAAGUCACAAACAAAACACGUGCAGAUGUGAAGGGCGGGACACUCACUCAGUAUGAAGGCAAACUGAGAUUGGUGGAAAUCGCUCAAGUGCCAAAAGCACACGUUGAUGAGUUCAAGUCUGUAUCAAAAUUUAAAAUAUUUAACACAAACAACCUAUGGAUUUCUCUUGCAGCAGUUAAAAGACUGCAGGAACAGAAUGCUAUUGACAUGGAAAUCAUUGUGAAUCCAAAGACUUUGGAUGGAGGCCUGAAUGUCAUUCAGUUAGAAACUGCAGUAGGGGCUGCAAUUAAAAGCUUUGAGAAUUCUUUAGGUAUUAAUGUUCCAAGGAGCCGUUUUCUGCCUGUCAAAACCACAUCAGAUCUCUUGCUUGUGAUGUCAAACCUCUAUAGCCUUAAUGCAGGAUCUUUGACAAUGAGUGAAAAGCGGGAGUUUCCUACAGUGCCCUUGGUUAAAUUAGGCAGUUCUUUUACAAAGGUUCAAGAUUAUCUAAGAAGAUUUGAAAGUAUACCAGAUAUGCUUGAAUUGGAUCAUCUCACAGUUUCAGGGGAUGUGACAUUUGGCAAAAAUGUUUCAUUAAAGGGAACAGUUAUCAUCAUUGCAAAUCAUGGCGACAGAAUUGACAUCCCACCUGGAGCAGUAUUAGAGAACAAGAUUGUAUCUGGAAACCUUCGCAUAUUGGACCACUGAAAAGAAUACUGUAUACACUUUAUACUAAUUAUGGGCUAAAUAGUUUCUUACAUUGAAAUGUCUCUAGGAUUCUAAAGUAGGCAGGUACUUGACUAUGUUACUGUACCUUGCAGUGUUGAUUUUUAGAGUUUUCUGCAAUAUACUUUUAGUUUAAGAAAAACAGAUGGAGCAAUACUUUCCCUCUUUGAAGAGGAUCCUGAAAGUUCAUCUUAAAGUGCAAUAUUGUUUAAUCCUAAAACUGGGGCAGUUCUGUUGGAAGAUUUUUAUUAACAGAAGCCUCAGUGAUGGUCACUUUGAAUUGCCUGUGAUUUCAAAAAUAAAGCGGUGAAGCCAUA